AUUAGGAGACAAUUCGCCACAGUUUGCAACAUCAGACUUAUGGUUUGAAAGCUUUUCAAAUCAUUCAGUUAAAAAUGUCUUCGCUGAUUGAUUCCGAGGCUAUUCGUGGCGCUUACGAAGACGUACGAAACGAUAAAACAUCAACUGUGUGGGCUGUCUUCAAAUAUGACGAUAAGCGUAUAGUGUACACUGGAGAUUGUGGCGAUAAAUACGAGGACUUUCUUAAUUUUUGCGAAGAUGACGCUCGCAUAUACGCGUACGUUCGAGUUGAAACUGGUGACGAAAUGAGCAGGCGAGCAAAAUUUGCUUUCAUAACAUGGAUUGGACCCAGUGUUUCUGCGCUGAAAAAGGCAAAAGUUAGCACAGAUAAAGGCUUCAUCAAGGAAUCGUGUCCGAGCUUUGGCAAGGAAAUUCUCGCCGACGAAAAGUCGGAAAUUUUAGAAGAGAAGGUCAAAGAAGUCUUGAAGGCAGCAGGUGGUGCUAAUUAUGGUACUGGCAAGUAGCCGGGAUUUUUGAAAAUGAACACUUGAAUCUGGAUAAAUUGUAUUCCUGUAUAAUAUUUUUGUAUUGGAUUUUGUUUAGAAAUAUGACUUAACAUAUCUGCACUUACUAACAAAAAAAUAAAUUAGAAUAAUUGGUCAAAUAUUCUUGGCAAUUUAAAUGAAACCGAUGUACGCGUUUUGUUUUGAAAUACAUGUAGUAUCUGCUCAAAAA
Messenger RNA from Xenia sp. Carnegie-2017, 714 nucleotides. RefSeq names its product coactosin-like protein. The coding region runs from base 75 to 503 and encodes 142 amino acids. NCBI's taxonomy places the organism in Eukaryota, Metazoa, Cnidaria, Anthozoa, Malacalcyonacea, Xeniidae. The record is from RefSeq and is a predicted model, not a curated record. Gene Ontology annotation, cellular component: actin filament; cortical actin cytoskeleton; plasma membrane. Gene Ontology annotation, molecular function: actin filament binding. The transcript has 4 exons. Gene Ontology annotation, biological process: regulation of actin filament polymerization.